Molecule: messenger RNA, 1844 nt
Organism: Grus americana (Whooping crane)
Lineage: Eukaryota; Metazoa; Chordata; Aves; Gruiformes; Gruidae
Gene: CHRNA2
Product: cholinergic receptor nicotinic alpha 2 subunit
Exons: 6
Coding region: 149-1753 (534 amino acids)
Biological process (GO): monoatomic ion transmembrane transport; nervous system process; chemical synaptic transmission
Cellular component (GO): postsynaptic membrane; neuron projection; synapse
Molecular function (GO): acetylcholine-gated monoatomic cation-selective channel activity; transmembrane signaling receptor activity
Source: RefSeq, a predicted model, not a curated record
ACCCUGCCGGAGGUCCCCUGUGGUGGCUUUCCCUGCUGAGCUUCCUCUCCCACCACCACCUCAGCUCAUCGCUCCUCCUGGUCCCUCCUGGGGGGCUUUGCAAAAUUCUCCAGGCAGGGGGUCCACGGGGGACACCAGCACAGGGACCAUGGGGCGGCUGUCCCAUGACAUCGUCCCCCUCGUCGCGUGGUGCAUCGUCACCUUCCAGGCGGCCGCCUGCCUGCGGGAGCAGCCUGGCAGCCACGCUGAGGAGCGUCUCUUCAAGCAUCUCUUCACUGGCUACAACCGCUGGUCACGGCCGGUGCCCAACACCUCCGACGUGGUCAUCGUGAAGUUCGGGCUCUCCAUCGCGCAGCUGAUCGAUGUGGAUGAGAAGAACCAGAUGAUGACCACAAACGUCUGGCUGAAGCAGGAGUGGAGUGACUACAAGCUGCGCUGGGACCCGGCAGACUUUGAUAAUGUCACCUCCAUCCGGGUGCCCUCUGAGAUGAUCUGGAUCCCCGACAUUGUGCUCUACAAUAAUGCCGACGGGGAGUUUGCUGUGACCCACAUGACGAAGGCUCACCUCUUCUCCAACGGGAAGGUGAAGUGGGUGCCGCCCGCCAUCUACAAGAGCUCGUGCAGCAUUGAUGUCACUUUCUUCCCCUUCGACCAGCAGAACUGUAAGAUGAAGUUCGGCUCCUGGACCUACGACAAGGCCAAAAUCGACCUGGAGAACAUGGAGCACCAUGUGGACCUCAAGGAUUACUGGGAGAGCGGCGAGUGGGCCAUCAUAAAUGCCAUCGGCACCUACAACUCCAAGAAGUAUGACUGCUGCACCGAGAUCUAUCCCGACAUCACCUUCUGCUUCAUCAUCCGUCGCCUCCCACUCUUCUACACCAUCAAUCUCAUCAUACCCUGCCUGCUUAUCUCCUGCCUGACCGUGCUGGUCUUCUACCUGCCCUCCGACUGCGGGGAGAAGAUCACCCUCUGCAUCUCUGUCCUGCUUUCCCUCACUGUCUUCCUGCUGCUCAUCACGGAAAUCAUCCCGUCCACCUCGCUGGUCAUCCCUCUCAUUGGCGAGUACCUCCUCUUCACCAUGAUCUUCGUCACGCUCUCCAUCAUCAUCACUGUGUUUGUCCUCAACGUCCACCACCGCUCCCCCAGCACCCACACGAUGCCCCGCUGGGUGCGUAGCUUCUUCCUCGACUUCAUCCCUCGUUGGCUCUUUAUGAAGAGACCCCCGGUGCUGCCUCCUCCUGAGGGGACCACGGGGCAGUACGACCUCCCGGGGACCAGGCUCAGCACCUCCCGGUGCUGGCUGGAGACCGAUGUGGAUGACAAGUGGGAGGAAGAGGAAGAGGAGGAGGAGGAGGAAGAAGAAGAGGAGGAAGAGGAGGAAAAGGCAUACCCCAGCCGCAUGUCCCAGGCGGGCUCCCACGGCCAGGGCACCCAGUGCCGCUAUGGCUGCGGGCGCCAAGCUGGGAAGACAUCGGCGGGCUCAGCCCCCCGGGUGCCCCCCAAGGGGGAGGAGGAGGAGGAGGUGGGCUCGGGCCGGGGGCUGAUGCUGUCCCCCAGCAUCCUGAAGGCCCUGGAAGGGGUGCAGUACAUCGCGGACCACCUGCGAGCUGAGGAUGCUGACUUCUCGGUGAAGGAGGACUGGAAGUACGUGGCCAUGGUGAUCGACCGCAUCUUCCUCUGGAUGUUCAUCAUCGUCUGCCUGCUGGGCACUGUGGGGCUCUUCCUCCCGCCCUACCUGGCGGGGAUGAUCUAGGGGCUGGGCCAGGCUGCGGUGGGGACGGCAGGCAAUGCACGCUCCUGCCUCCCGGGGAGCUGGCAUGGUGAUGCCCACGUCCAGCCAGACC